This is a messenger RNA of Paramormyrops kingsleyae, 8298 nucleotides long. RefSeq names its product ATPase phospholipid transporting 8B4 (gene atp8b4). Gene Ontology annotation, biological process: phospholipid translocation; Golgi organization. Gene Ontology annotation, cellular component: trans-Golgi network; plasma membrane. NCBI's taxonomy places the organism in Eukaryota, Metazoa, Chordata, Actinopteri, Osteoglossiformes, Mormyridae. Gene Ontology annotation, molecular function: ATP binding; ATPase-coupled intramembrane lipid carrier activity; magnesium ion binding. The record is from RefSeq and is a predicted model, not a curated record.
AUUGUCUGAUGUGCAUUUUUAAAAUUGAGCUGACGUGAUUAAGCAUGUGAGAAGAAUGUGACCAUUCACCUGACAGCUGUCCUACGCACAGCAGUAAAACGUGGAGUGGUAACCUCAAGUCACUUUUCAUACCCUGAUGUUUAUCUUAAUUUCCUGGAAGCAGACUUCUUAACAGCAUUAACGUUUUUAAAUCAAUAUUUGUGAAAUACAAUCUUGGAAUAGGUGCCCUAAAUUUAGACUCCUCACCCAGUGUCAGAAUUUGAUAGCUGUUUCCAAAGACUGUGCCGAGAUCUUCUUGCUUGGAGAGCUGCACAGUAUCAUUCUUUACAGGAGAUCGAAGCUCUUGUUGUUUUAAGCCCCUCUCUAGUCUCAGAAUAGUAGGACAGAGAGGUGGGAAAGUGAUGCAUCAGUGUUUGACAGGUGGGAGAUGCUGAGUGACCUUUAUUGGGUAGAAGUCAGGUCAUACAGGCUGACCGGGGAAGCUGUAGGCCCUGGUAUGUGACCUGACAGCUCUCCCAGAAACGGAUGCAGAUGAGUGCAAGAAUACAAAGCACCUAGAUUUUGUGUGUUUUAAUUGAGUGGUGUAACGUGUCUCUUUAACUCUACCGUGACUCUGUAUGCGUGUCACGGAUCGCUUCGUCACAGGCCUCGCAGUGCUCCGAGCGACAUGCAUCCAAGCGCUCCCUCCUUUCAUUGGCUCUCAUCUGCUGGCCUUCGAAAUCUCUGAUGUAGAAGACGCCUCCCUCGUCCAGUCCUCCUUGUGUAUGGAGGCUCCGGUGGGCCUGAAGGAGCGAAGUGACUGUCCGUCUGGAAUUCUCUCCUCAGCUCCAUUUGUUUUGCUUUAGUCGGGACUUUUAGUGAGAUUCUAAUAAUCUCCAUUUGCCGGGUCAGCAGGGAGACUUCCUGAACAAUGGUGUGCACUUGUGGUGCACUGGUGCUGUGAAGUAUUCAGUUGCAGAGAUGCUAUGACAGGUAAAUGUUGACUGUUUUGCCAGUGGCUUUGGUUUGGUUUCUCUGCAUUUGUCUGUUUGUUUUUUCCUAUUAUGCGUAAGUAUCUUGCAGCUGGUGUUUUGGCAGGGAGCUACUAUUUAUAUCAGAAGUUCAGAUUUGCAGUGUACAAGCCCCGUGGGUAGCGUGUUUCUCCAUACUUAAUUGCAGCUGCCUUCCUUUGAACAGUAAGAGUGAAUGAGUAAACGGGAGGCUAACAACCAACACUGACUACACUUCAAUUAUUGAUCUGGCAGGGCAUGGGUAGUGCCACGAAAGCACGCAGCUAGUGCACUCCUAUUUCACAGAGCCUUAAGGUUAAUAACCAUGCAUUAUUCACCAAGAAUUUGACCGCUGCUCUGUAUUCUUUGUCAGGCAAAAUGAUGUCUUUUAUUGUAAGAAAGACACAAUAGAAAUUAAGACAAGUUGAGCUCGGUUUUAGGGACAGACCUUGAGAUGUUGGAAGACAAACUUUAUCUAAAACAACCCCUGCUUACUCUGUCAUUCACAAAGUCUUCCACAGCAUAAAGGAUUUUCCCACCUCUUAUAGCUUAUAUAGUAUGAAACACUGGCACGCCGAAGGCUUGAGUUUCUGGGGGGUUGAAUAGAUGCACAAAAGGUAGGUUUAUCACAAAGCUAAUUUUAGGCCGUAGCAGUUUGAAUUGCAGCAAGCAGGAUGAUGAGACCAUCAGGUUUUGGUAAGUUGCAUGACCUCAUCGCCGAUUGCAGCACAGUUCUGUUGCAGUCAUACUUCUCUGUGGUUUGAGUUGGCUUGGCAAUGUUUCCACUACAUUGCCAAUAUUUCGAUUGACCCGUUAAGUUAUUGUCGCGGCAAAAUGUAUUUCUGCUGGUAAUGACAGAACCCCUGAAAAGGGUGCAAUGACAUCAUCACGUGAGGGCAAGCAGCUGAGCCUGACAGUGAUCAAUGGGCACUUUGUCAUGCAUUACUUUUCAGGGACUGGAAAAGAGUCAUGUGACGUGACUGUGGGGGAAAGAGAUCUAACAAAUGAUCCAAUUAACUGUGUGGAAAGUCUUACCUUGCCAGGCUUGCUGUGGUGUAUGAGUCGCACGCAUGGUGUGGAGGGAUGUCAGGAGAGAGAGGCCUAAUUGUUUGCAGUCGCAUAUCCUAUCUCUGGGUAGUCAGUGUCCAUGGAGACCCAUAGCUUGUAGGCUUUCAUGUUCUUUUUUGUAACACAUAAGCUUUACAUUUCUUCCCAGUUUUGGUUCAAAAGUGCUUCUGACUUGUUGGUUAAUGAAUGAUUGUUUCAGCGCCGGAGGCUUGUUUGUUCGUUUGUUUGCUUUGGCCACCACUGUCCCGGCACAGUGGACCAGAACGAAGCCAACUAAGCGUGAAUACACGAUUUCUCAGUCUUUCUGGCUGAAAUGGGUUAGGACUGGGGAAGACCUUUAAGGAGGCCUUUGGAAAAUCAAUAGUAGGCUAAAGUCAGUGUUAUUUAAAUGGAACUGAUAAGUUACGUUUACUACUUUGUUUGUUUGUUUGUUUACAUAAAUUAUGCACCAGUCUCACUCAGUAGUCAGGUUACUACAGCCAUCAGUGAGUGUCAUUAAGUAUAUUAUCCAUUAACUUUGGUAAUUCUCUAAGUCUUUAGCUCUCUUUGCUGUGGAAGGAAUUAAUGAAUCUCUAGCUCCCACAUUUCAUGAAGGUAAUGAGUAAUGGUGAUAAACAUUCAAAUGGUGAUAUUUCCUAAUGAUAUUUCCAUACUUGUAGGUAGAAUUACUAAUGUUUUAGAGAUGUUAAGCCCAGUUAAAUGCCAGGUCAAAGGUCACACUGAGUGUCAGUUCCACCCAACUGUGUUACAGUUUUAACGCAGUUGCAAACAUGACAGGACAUGCACGAGCUUCCCCAGGUAAAAAGGGGAGGGUAUCCCUGACUUUAUGCAUCAGAGAAACCUAAAUGUCAUGCAGGGAAAUUGAGGGGGAGGGAACUAGUUUUAUGUUCAUGCUGGAAAAUGUUUAACUUCAGAGAUGUCUGAAGGCAUCACUCGAAACCAUUUCAGCCGAUUGCUACUCUGCUCUCUUGUUGGGGGAAAGAACAGGCACAAUUUCUGAGCAAAUCAAAAUCCGACUUGGUCAAGGUGUAUGUACAGCGAGUGAAAGAGGGGGGCCUGGUUCCCCGUAAAAAACCGGGGCAAGUACAGACACCUUCAGCAUACCAGAGCGACCUUCCAGCUCAGCGACCGCCUCGCAGAAACAAAUCACCUCAAGGCGUGGAAGAACACGGGUGUUCCUGAAAUCUGCGGAACGCGAGCCAUUUUCAGGGACGCCCGUCCCCGAGAGCUGAAGGGCAUGUGGCUCCUCUGAAGUGGCUGGCUCGCCAUGAUGCGCCCCUGCCUUGCCGGGUGACGGCCUCGCCGGGUGACGGCCUCGCCGGGUGACGGCCUCGCUUACACUGACUUAUCGUAUUGUUUACACAAGGAUGACUGCACUGAAGGAAAUGGCAGAGAAAUGGCUGAGGGUAUUAUUGCCCUGGAGAGGAGGACAGACACCCCCCGGCAAAGACCCUAGACAAGAGGAGGAACGGCGCGUGAAAGCCAAUGACCGCGGCUACAAUGAAAAGUUUCUGUACGCUGACAAUCGCAUCAAAACAUCAAAGUACAACAUCUUCACCUUCCUGCCCAUCAAUUUGUUUGAGCAAUUCCAGCGUGUUGCCAAUGCCUAUUUCUUAUUUCUGCUCAUAUUACAGCUCAUCCCCCAGAUCUCAUCGCUGUCCUGGUUCACCACCAUUGUGCCUUUGGUGUUAGUGCUGACCAUCACGGCUGUGAAGGACGCCACGGACGACUACUUCCGUCAUAAAAGUGAUCAGCAAGUGAACACUCGCCAGUCUCAGGUACUCAUCAAGGGAAAACUACAGAAUGAGAAAUGGAUGAACGUCCGUGUGGGAGACAUCAUCAAGCUGGAGAAUAAUCAAUUUGUGGCUGCUGACCUGCUUCUCCUGUCCAGUAGUGAGCCUUACGGACUCUGCUACAUAGAGACAGCUGAGCUGGACGGGGAAACCAACCUGAAGGUGCGACAGGCUCUGUCAGUGACUUCAGAGCUGGGGGCUGAUAUUAGCAAGCUGGCUGAUUUUGAUGGGGAGGUUGUGUGUGAGCCACCCAACAACAAGCUGGACCGAUUUGUGGGGACGCUUACCUGGAAGAACAACAAGUAUCCCCUGGACAAUGAGAAGCUGCUGCUGCGGGGCUGUGUGAUGCGCAACACUGAGUGGUGCUUUGGGCUGGUCGUCUUCACAGGACCACAGACAAAGCUAAUGCAGAACUGUGGGAGGACAGCGUUCAAAAGAACCAGCAUCGAGAGGCUGAUGAACACUUUGGUGUUAUGGAUAUUUGGGUUCCUUCUGUGCAUGGGUGUCAUACUUGCCAUUGGGAACUCCAUCUGGGAAGAAAAGGUGGGCGGAAAGUUCCGGGUGUACCUGCUGUGGGACGAAGUGCUGAACGACGCCAUCUUCUCUGGGUUUCUGACCUUUUGGUCUUACAUAAUCAUCCUCAACACAGUCGUUCCAAUAUCCCUCUACGUCAGCGUGGAGGUGAUCCGGCUGGGCCACAGCUACUUCAUCAACUGGGACCGGAGGAUGUACUACAGAAGGCGGGACAUGGCGGCGGAGGCGCGCACCACCACGCUGAACGAGGAGCUGGGCCAGGUCGAGUACAUCUUCUCAGAUAAGACCGGCACCCUCACGCAGAACAUCAUGGUCUUCAACAAGUGCUCCAUCAACGGAAGAACCUAUGGUGACAUUUACGAUGAAUUCGGGCAUAAAGUGGAAAUCACAGAGAAAUCCCCCAGUGUCGACUUCUCCUUCAAUCCCCUGAGAGACAAGAAGUUCCGAUUCCAUGACCACAGUCUGGUGGAAGCUGUCAAGCUGGGUGACCCGGCAGUGGAGGAGUUCUUCAGGGUGCUGGCUCUGUGCCACACUGUCAUGCCCGAGGAGAAGAAUGAAGGGGAGCUGGUGUACCAGGCACAGUCACCAGACGAGGGAGCCCUGGUGACUGCCGCUCGCAAUUUCGGCUUCGUCUUCCGAGCCAGAACCCCGGAAACCAUAACGCUGUACGAAAUGGGAAAGCAUUCCACCUACCAGCUUCUGGCCAUCUUGGACUUCAACAACAUCCGCAAGAGGAUGAGCGUCAUCGUCAGGAACCCAAAGGGGCAGAUCAAGCUGUAUUCAAAGGGAGCUGACACCAUCCUGUUCGACAGACUGGCUCCGUCCACUGAAGACCUCAUUUAUACUACCUCAGAACACCUGAACGAAUUUGCUGGAGAGGGCCUGAGAACGCUGGCUCUGGCCUACAAAGACCUGGAGGAAGACGUCUUUGCAGAGUGGAUGGUGAGGCUGCACGAGGCCAGCAUUGCGCUGGAGAACCGCGAGGAAUGCUUGGCCUUGCUCUACGAGGAGAUCGAACAGGACAUGACACUGUUAGGCGCUACAGCCAUAGAGGACAAGCUUCAGGAAGGUGUAGCCGAGACCAUCGCCUGCUUGACUCUGGCCAGCAUUAAGAUCUGGGUUCUCACAGGAGACAAACUAGAGACAGCCAUGAACAUCGGAUACUCCUGUAACAUGCUAAGGGACGAGAUGAGUGACGUGUUCGUGAUCACCGGGCACACGGCCCUGGAGGUCCAGCAACAGCUCAGGACAGCCAAGGAGAAGAUUCUUGGCCCCACCCGGGAGAUCGUUAAUGGCGAGAAAGACGCGGAAAAAAUGGACCUUUACAGGAAUGACUCCGUCUUUGAAGAAACUAUCACAUCAGAGUAUGCAUUAAUCAUAAACGGCCAUAGCUUGGCCCACGCCCUAGAGGCUGAUCUGGAGCGCCUCCUGCUGGACACAGCCUGCUUGUGCAAGACCGUGGUUUGUUGCCGUGUGACGCCCCUGCAGAAGGCCCAGGUGGUGGACUUGGUGAAGAGACACAAGAGGGCUGUCACGUUGGCCAUAGGGGACGGCGCCAACGACGUUAGCAUGAUUAAAACGGCCCACAUCGGUGUGGGCAUCAGUGGGCAGGAGGGCAUGCAGGCCGUGCUGGCUUCAGACUACUCCUUCGCCCAGUUCCGCUACCUGCAGCGCCUCCUGCUGGUACACGGCCGCUGGUCCUACCUGCGCAUGUGCCGCUUCCUUUGCUACUUUUUCUACAAGAACUUUGCUUUCACCCUGGUGCACUUCUGGUUUGGCUUCUUCUGCGGCUUCUCUGCACAGACCGUAUAUGACCAGUGGUUUAUCACACUCUUUAAUAUAGUCUACACUUCCCUGCCAGUUCUUGCUAUGGGACUGUUUGAUCAGGACGUGAACGAGCAGAACAGUCUCCGGCACCCCAAGCUGUAUGAGCUGGGCCAGCUGAAUGUGCUGUUCAACAAGCGUCAGUUCUUCAUGUGCACCCUGCAUGGCAUCUACACCUCCUUCGUGCUGUUCUUCAUUCCCUACGGGGCCUUCUCCAGCAACGUCAGAGAUGACGGCUCCCACAUCGCAGACCAGCAGUCAUUUGCUGUCACCAUAGCGACGUCCCUGGUGAUCGUUGUGAGUGUCCAGAUUGGACUCGACACUAAUUACUGGACUGCUGUGAAUCAUUUCUAUGUAUGGGGGAGCCUGACUAUUUACUUCUGUAUAUUGUUCGCUAUGCACAGUAAUGGUAUUUUCACCAUAUUCCCAAGCCACUUCCCUUUUCUUGGCACCGCACGGAACACCCUGACCCAGACAGGUGUCUGGUUGGUUAUUCUCCUCACCACUACAGUGUGUGUCAUGCCCGUCCUGGUUGUGCGAUUUCUGAGAACUGACCUCUACCCAACUAUGACUGACAAGGUGCGCCACACUCAGCAGGCCAGCAGGAGGCAGCGUCCGCAGGAGCAGAACCUGAAGCGCGUGCGGCGGACCAGCUCGCGCCGGUCGGCCUACGCCUUCUCCCACCAGGAGGGCUACGGGGAGCUGAUCACGUCGGGGAGGAACAUGAAGGUGGCCGUUCCCGUCUUCAGUCUCCUGAGGAAGAGAGGGGAUCCAGCUACAGGCACCACAGUGGUAGCCUGGAGCAGUGGCUCAGGAACCAGGGAAAGCGAGAACACCCAGGGCCAGUAAGGGAGCACUCAGACCCUGGAGGCAUCCAGAUGGAAACACUGAGUCCAGCUCAGUUUCUGAGGAGUAUUUGGGCAAUACUUUAACUCCUUCUGGCCACUGUGUUUAUGCUAUUGCAAGUGCUGCACAAAUAGCCCAGCAUCCAUUUUUAAAGGCAAGCAUUUGAUCCAGGUGUUGCACUGUAAAAUACUGGGAAGAUUAUUGCCACAUUUUCAAAACAAUGCAUUUUGAGUACAGUGAAUGGUGUCAUACUGGUGGUUCUCCUACCCGAGGCUAGAUGGCUGUAAAGUGUGUGUGGCCAGUUCGGUUUUAUUUGGUCAUGUGACCACUGGUGUGAUAUCUUUGCUGGACAUGGCUGUUGGCAGACAGCAGAGUGUACUGUAAAUAAUUUUCACCAAACUCAGCUAAUGAGCUACAGUUGUCAGACUGGGUACUUCAGGGGAACACACUAAACAUCUGGAAAGAGUUAAGAGUUAAGUCAAUACAACUGAAAGUUAGAGGAUACCGCUUAAAGAAGGCCUCUCAGCACAACUAAUAUCAUAAUAAAUUGCCUUUGUAAACAUUUUUAUCUUCAAAAAUACACUAUUUUGUCAGCUUUUGCAGAUGGCCAGUGUUGUCGGCAUAAUAUUUUUACUCCAUGCCAAUCGGUCUGGUUUACUGCUUCCUGCCCCGGUGAUAAACGAACGAUCGCUGAGCACACAGAGAUACAAAUCGGCAAAAACAUAAGAAGGAUCUCGAAGGGACUGCAGGCUGCCUUGGGACACACCUCCAGCUGGUUCCCGAAGGCUAAAAGUCCUGGAACGUCACUCUGUGUGAACAUCGGUGAGAAGCUGCUCCCUGCACGUAUCUGUGUGUGUGGGGGGGGGGGGGUCAUAUGCUGCGUGUCACUGCAUCACAUGGGGAAAGUCGUUUUUUACUCUUUACUAUGAGCCUUACUAAAGAGCAUAGAUCUCCGCCAGUGAGUAUCCCACAUGUGAUGAUGGCUUAUUCUCUCAGUGUUUUACAAAGGAAUGUGUAACGUUCUGUUGCCCUGAUACUGUCCCUUGUGAAUGGAAAAUGUCAGCUAAUUGCAAAUCCACCAUUGAUUGUACAUACCUGCAUGGGUUUAUAUAUUUAUACAUAAAGUGCCACUUUUUAUAACAUGAUGAAAAAUGUAUGUAAUUUCGUUUAUUUAUUUUUUUAAAUGAUUUAUUUGAACUGAGGCCUUCCCUGUUUAAAUGGAAUACAUGUGUGUAUAAUCAGAA